CCUGCGGGUGCGCGUCGGGCGGGCUCACCCGGCUCCGAGAGCGGCGGGUGGGCGGCCCGCGGGUGGAGAGGCCCGGGGCGUCCGGCCCCGCAAGCAGCGGCGGCGGCGGCGAUGCUGUGCGCCCAGCUGAGCCCGACCCACCGCGCUAGGUGAGGCGGCUCCUGGAGCGCGGCCGCGGCCAUGGGCACCCUGGGCAAGGCGAGAGAGGCUCCGCGGAAACCUCAUGGCUGCAGAGCUGCCCCUAAAGCAAAACUAGAGACGAAGCCAGCCCGCAGCCCUUUUCCUUCCCAUCCCAGCCUGGCCCAGAUCACCCAGUUCCGAAUGAUGGUGUCUCUGGGACAUUUAGCCAAAGGAGCCAGUCUGGACGAUCUUAUCGACAGCUGCAUUCAAUCUUUUGAUGCAGAUGGAAACCUGUGUCGAAGUAACCAACUGUUGCAAGUCAUGCUGACCAUGCACCGAGUUAUCAUUUCCUCCGCAGAACUGCUCGAAAAAGUUAUCACCCUGUAUAAGGACGCCUUGGCAAAGAAUUCCCCAGGGCUUUGCCUGAAGAUCUGCUAUUUUGUAAGGUAUUGGAUAACAGAAUUCUGGAUCAUGUUUAAAAUGGACGCCAGCUUGACAAACACUAUGGAGGAGUUUCAGGAACUAGUGAAAGCUAAUGGUGAGGAGUUACACUGCCGCCUGAUUGACACAACUCAAAUCAAUUCCCGUGACUGGUCCAGGAAACUUACUCAAAGGAUAAAAUCAAACACCAGCAAGAAACGGAAAGUCUCCCUGCUCUUUGACCAUCUGGAACCAGAAGAGCUAUCGGAGCACCUCACUUACCUGGAGUUCAAGUCCUUCCGGAGGAUAUCCUUCUCUGAUUAUCAGAAUUACCUAGUGAACAGCUGUGUGAAGGAGAACCCCACCAUGGAGCGGUCCAUUGCCCUGUGCAACGGCAUCUCCCAGUGGGUGCAGCUGAUGGUGCUCAGCCGCCCCACCCCGCAGCUCCGAGCUGAAGUCUUCAUCAAGUUCAUCCAGGUGGCUCAGAAGCUCCACCAACUACAGAACUUCAAUACACUGAUGGCUGUGAUAGGCGGGCUCUGUCACAGCUCAAUCUCCAGGCUCAAAGAGACAAGUUCACAUGUCCCGCCUGAAAUCAAUAAGGUCCUGGGUGAGAUGACAGAGCUGCUGUCCUCCUGCAGAAACUACGACAAUUACCGGCGCGCCUACGGAGAGUGCACCCACUUUAAGAUCCCCAUCCUGGGGGUGCACCUCAAGGACCUCAUUUCCCUGUAUGAAGCCAUGCCCGACUACCUGGAGGACGGGAAGGUGAACGUCCACAAGCUGUUGGCCCUUUAUAAUCACAUCAACGAGUUGGUCCAGCUGCAAGAGGUGGCCCCGCCCUUGGAGGCCAACAAGGACUUGGUGCACCUGCUGACGUUAUCUCUGGAUCUGUACUACACUGAGGAUGAAAUCUAUGAGCUCUCCUACGCCCGGGAACCGAGGAACCACAAAGCCCCGCCACUAACACCUUCAAAGCCCCCAGUAGUCGUGGACUGGGCCUCCGGAGUGUCUCCCAAACCUGACCCAAAGACUAUAAGCAAACACGUCCAGAGGAUGGUGGAUUCUGUCUUCAAGAACUAUGAUCAUGACCAAGAUGGAUACAUUUCUCAGGAAGAAUUUGAAAAGAUUGCUGCAAGUUUUCCAUUUUCCUUCUGUGUGAUGGACAAAGACAGGGAAGGCCUUAUCAGCAGGGACGAGAUCACGGCCUACUUCAUGAGGGCCAGCUCCAUCUACUCUAAGCUGGGCCUGGGCUUUCCUCACAACUUCCAAGAGACAACCUACCUGAAGCCUACCUUCUGUGACAACUGUGCUGGAUUUCUCUGGGGAGUGAUCAAACAAGGAUAUCGAUGUAAAGACUGCGGGAUGAACUGCCACAAACAGUGCAAAGAUCUGGUUGUGUUCGAGUGCAAGAAGCGAGCCAAGAGCUCAGCAGCUCCCACCGAGAACAGCCCCUCUGUGGGGCCAGCGUCCAGCCUUUGCUCGCUGGGAGCCAAAGAUCUGCUCCAUGCGCCUGAGGAAGGACCUUUUACAUUCCCUAAUGGGGAGGCCGUGGAACAAAGUGAGGAAAGUAAGGAUCGGACCAUCAUGCUCAUGGGAGUGUCCUCACAGAAGAUUUCUGUUCGGCUAAAGAGGACUGUCACCGACAAGGCCACCCAGACCGAAUCACUGCCUUGGAUGGGCAGUGAGAGCCCCUUUGCGCUGACUUCCCCACGGAAGACCGCCCAGGACACUCUGUACGUGCUUCCCAGUCCCACAUCUCCGUGCCCCAGCCCAGUCUUGGUCAGAAAGCGGGCUUUUGUCAAGUGGGAGAAUAAAGACUCCCUCAUAAAAUCAAAGGACGAACUCCGUCACCUCAGACUCCCAACCUACCAAGAACUGGAACAGGAAAUAAAUACCCUGAAAGCAGACAAUGAUGCUCUAAAGAUUCAACUGAAAUAUGCACAGAAGAAAAUAGAAAGCCUCCAGCUUGCAAAAAGCAAUCAUAGCUUAAAUCAGAUGGAACAGGGUGACUGUUCUUAGCCCAGAAAUCAAAGGAGCACAAUCUGUAGAGGAGUGUAUCAGAGAUUUCAUUUCCUAAAUCGAUUAACACAAAGACCCAGGGAACCUUAGAUUGGUGAGCUUUAAAAAGGGUACUUAAAAAAGAAAAGAAAAGAAAAGCUAUUCUUUUUUUUUUUUUAACCUCAGAAGAGUCCUAAAGUAUGGUACUGUUUUCUCUUCCAGUUAGCUGAAUCAAAGGGGAGGAAAACUGAAGGAUGCAAAAUUUUUACCAUAUCACAAACAUUAUUUUUUUUCCUUCCUGAGACUAAUAAUAGCAAAAGUGUGAUAAAAACAUGACUAUAGUUUUCUGACAAGGUAGCUUCUCCUACGUGGCCUGCCUGGCUGCUGCUUCCUUAGAACUACAAUCCCUAGAAAAUGAAUUUGCUUCCUUCCCCAGAGUUUUCUGUGAACUCAGGGGUUUACUUUGUUCCAUCCAAAGUUUGCUUAUAUUAAAAUACUCACAUUCCAAAAGUAGAUCCACUUCUCUAUAUUCCAGCCUUCUUUACAAGUCUGGUUCCCACUUCACUACCUCAAAUCUAAUCAGUUAGCCUUUUCCUCCUCCUUCCUCACUACACUCAUACACACAAGGAUAUCUACCUAGAUAGAAGUGAGCGUCUAGAGAUGUAGCCAUAAAUUUCAGGACAGGGGGGUGCUUAAUAAACAAUAAGACAUGAUCCAAUUGCAGAUCAACUCAUAGUUUUAGUCUCACAGUCUAAUAAAAUAAGUAGCCAAAUUAAAUACCUGAAAACAUGGCUAUUAUCAUCUCAUACAUCACUGGCUAAUUAGCUAAAAUAAACAUACUGCAAACAUGUCUGUCCUCAUAUCAUCUACAGUGGAUAGAAUUAGGGCUUUAUGGCUGUUUUUUUAAAGUGUUCAGCGCUUCAUGUGCCAUCUUUACCCUGUUUUGGAAGUAACUAUUUUGAGCUGAAUUUGUGCUUAUACUGUCUUCACUAUUUAAUACUAUUUAGAAAUAAGCUAAUUGGAUCACAGCCUUCAAUGCCUAACAGCUGACAAACAUGUACAUAUACGUUUAUGUAUAUUAUGUAUAUACAAUAGCAGGCAUGUAUGUGACUUGAAUUUUGUUUCUUCCAUAAAAUGGAGGAAGUGAAUUAAACAACUUUUAGUCAUUUACACAAAUUCACAAAUAUAAAGUUCAGUUUGUUAUAAGAUGAAGAAUUUACUUACAACGUAAACUAUUGUUUGGCAAAAUCACAAGUUAGAGUCCUGUGAGUUAUCUAUUAAUAAGGUUAAUGAUAAAUGGGCUUAUUUAGGGGUCUGGGCAUCUGUUCACAAACUCCUUUGUCAGACUCUUUAUUUCUCUCAAAAAUUCAUACGGUCAUUUUCUUUUGGGGGGAACUUACCUUCCAUGCUUGGAAAGCCUGGUACCAAAAUGACUUGAAAUUCAUAAAGAAGCUGACCAACUGCCAAGAAUAUAAUCUCAACAAUUAGAAGUUCCAAACCUAAAGCCAACACCAAGUCUUAAUCAGAAUAUAAAGUAUAUAUGUGUGUAUGCAUCCUCUCUCUCUCUCCCUCUCCCUCUCUCCCCCUCCCCCUCUCCCCCCUCCCUCUCCCUCUUUCACACGCACAUGCGGCAUCUUCCUUGGAGGAUUCAUACCAUUUAAGAAGCUUCUUCGAUGAAAGACCAGUUUCCAUUUGCGUACCUCCUUGUACUUAGCUUUAGUGACAAAGCUAAUGACUAGCUUUCAGUUAGUGUUUUUAAAAAAUCACUUUACACACAUAUUUAUUCUUUUCUAAAUCCAAAUUCAAAAAUCGCACAGCAGGGCUGCUUAGGUCCACCACCUGGUAUGGAAACUUACAGAAGCACUUUGUUACUUACCUUAUAUGGGGUAACAUGAGUUCAUGAUAAUCUUUAAAUUUCAUAUUCUUCACUAUUAUUCUUUUCCUCUGAUAUAGACCAAAGACAGUACCGCUCAAUUUCUUUAAACAUAGUCAUGUAAUACAAUUAAAUUUUUUCAUUCUUCUUACCCUCUAUCCAAAAUAUAGACUCCAGAUUAGUUUCUAUGUAAAUAAUCUGUAAUCUAUAGGAAUUCAAAAUGUCACAGUCCCCUUAAUUAGUCAAAGUAACAUGGUUAGAGGGUCUCAAGUAUGCCAGAAUUUAUCACUGAAAUGGAUGGGAAGCAGCAGUUUCAUCACAGAUUUUUACAGUCCAGCAAGGGCCAAAGAAGUAUAGUGUGUAAAUUAAUAUUAUUUGCACUGAGUUACAUGGGAUUUGUGGAAUCUUCCAAAAAUAAUAUGGAACAAAUUUUUGGUUUAUCAAGCCUAGGAUACAAAUUUUUGUGUCUUGUACUUACUUGAAAUAAGUUUGGCAUAUAUUUAUCUGUCAAAACAAGGACAAAUUGUGUUUUGUUAACAGCAAUGUCACUUCUCAUUUUCUUUGGUAAUUGACUUGCCUUUUUACUGACUAUAUGUAAAUUUCUGUCUAAAGAUGUAUUAUGUAAAAGAACUGCAAGGAAAAAACUAAUGUACAGAAUGUAAAGUUUUUUUAUACCUAAUGUAAGUUUUCUCUGUGUAAUAUUUAUAUGAUAAAAGACAUUAGGAUCCCUACAACAUAGAUGUCUUGUAUUUCUUCUAGUUCAUGAAUAUGCAGAAGCUUCACUUGAAUUUUGACUCUAAUUCACAGCUGAGACCACAUCCCUAUCCUAUUAACCAAACAGUUUUCCUAGACGGAAAAGCAAAGCAACUAAUUAUUCAGUGCAAGUUCUUAAACAUCUUUUUAUAACAUGAUGAAAUAACAGUACAGAAAUAUUCAACCUCUUCUCAUCUUAUUGCAUAAUGACUUACAGUGAUCCCAAAUAUUAAGUUUAUAAAUACUUAACACUGAAAGAGCCAAAUUUGAGGUUGUCAUUUCUCUGUGGUUUUCAUCUUUACACAGCUCUAAGAAAACUAGUAAGUAAAGAAGAGAAACUUUGAAGCUGUGGGUGAAACUGGUAGAGGAUGGUUCAAUCCAGUCUCCAGACCACCCAGAGCACUUCAUUUGUGCUCAUGAUUACUUAGGGUGAACAGAGAUAGCCACAAUUUUCCCUUAACCCCCAGCCAACUUUUAUUCAACCAGAAGAAGGGAGAACAAUUCCAAUCACUCAAAUUCCACCACGGAAUGCAUCCUACUACAUUUGGAUGUAUUUAUCAUUUGGGCAAUUCAUAAUACGUCAUGUAAAAUAAUGAAGUCACACUGACAACCUAAAACUAAAGAAGAGAUUAAAGUGCCUCUCCUCCUCCAGCCCCAAUUCCCAUCCCAAAUCUCUCUACUCUGUGCUCUUUACAAGGUAUAAACAGUAUCACCGAUCAGAACAUUCUCUGGUAACAAAUCUUUUUUUGGGUUAUCGUACCUUCUUUUGACACAAAUACAGUGAUUAAGUGUUUUGGGUUUAAAAUGUUUUUUUCUUUGUAAAACCAAAAACUGGAGAGAUAUUAAAUCUUUCAAAAUUGUUCUACAGAAUUAAAUCGAUCUCAAUAAAAAUCCUACUAGAAAAAAAAUAAAACUUUUUUUUUAUUUAGUGAGGCAAAGUUUCCCUGAUCUGCAGAACACAGGGAAUAGGUUCAAAGAAAACACCUGAUCCCUUUUUUAGCUGAGAGCUUAUAUGUAAAGGUGUGGUGGUUAUGUAUGGACAGGACUCAGGUUCUUUUUAACGUGUGUAUGGUCCAGAUGUGAGGUCGGUUACCUUCUUUAAUCCAGAAAUUCCCAGUAAAGACAUAUCUAUAGAUGCUAUUAGAUACCACAGGCUAAACCAAUGCAAGAAAAAGAAAAAAAGGAGAGGGACAAUAAGGUAAUAGGAAAAAAUGAAAAUGAGAACCAGGCAAAAAGGAAUGAAGAAGAGGCACAGAAAAAGGGGCUGGACUUCAGGAAGCAGUGAAGUGCCACUCAACAGUAUCGCACUCCAUGUAUAAAACACGUGCACAUUAAGGCCCCAGAUUGCCGUAUUGCUAUUCUAGAUAUUGCUCAGCGCACUCUUCUACAAAUGAACAAAGAUUAUCAUGAAACUCUUAGCUUACAGGAAAGAAUAACAUACUAGGGUCUGCCUAGACCACUCGGCUUUUCAAUUCAAGUAUUUAUAGGAGUGUAUAAAUAGGUGUGGUUCCAGCUACAUGAUUCCAGGAGCAAGUGCUAAAGUUAGGUAAGACUGAUAGUGAGUGGAUAAUUCAACAGCACUCAUAUGCAGGUAUACAAAGAACUCUUACAGAAAUUGAUAAACUAAUGUUUGUCAUUAUUUGCCAUAAACCUUUAGUGAUAAAAGUUGAAGGUGGUUGUAAACCCUUUCUGUAUCAGCAACUAAAGCUCUUGAAAAUAAAUGAAGCAGAAAUGUAAAGAUUUUAAAUGAACAUUUUCUAUUUUAACUAAUAACUUGCUUGAAAUAUUUCACCCCAGUGAUCUCUACUUAUAUAUUUUUAAAUAUUAUAUUUCAGAGUUCACAGCUACUGUUUUCUUAAUUAUGGAAAACAUUUUUAUCCAACUACCACAAAUGAAAUUAAGUCUCUUCAUUAAAUAUAGACAUAUUAAAAAUAAUCUAAGUUUACAAAUAACCAAAAAAAAUUGUUUUCCUAUCCUGAACAAAUUUCUUUGAAGGGCUAGCUUGAAAAAUACAUGGCCAAGACUGCAGUAUACACAGUAUAUUUACUUUUAGUUUUAACAUUAUUUUAGAUUUCACCACAGCAUUUAUGUAAAACAAAACAACAACAAAGCU
Hipposideros armiger (great roundleaf bat) is the source of this 7280-nucleotide messenger RNA. RefSeq names its product RAS guanyl releasing protein 1 (gene RASGRP1). The record is from RefSeq and is a predicted model, not a curated record. Gene Ontology annotation, cellular component: plasma membrane. The transcript is spliced from 17 exons. Lineage: Eukaryota; Metazoa; Chordata; Mammalia; Chiroptera; Hipposideridae. Bases 181 to 2562 code for a protein of 793 amino acids. Gene Ontology annotation, molecular function: guanyl-nucleotide exchange factor activity; calcium ion binding. Gene Ontology annotation, biological process: Ras protein signal transduction.